CAAAUCUCUUGCUCUGACGGACAUUGCAGGAAUGUAAUUGCCACUGCGUAUGCUGGGCAUUGCAAGCUUGCAAGACAGCUUGGACCUCCAGACCAAGAUGGGUUGUCUUUGGUGGUGUCUCCUGAUGCUAGGAGCUGUUGCCUUUCUGACGGAGGACUGUUCUGGCAGCUCCUCUUCUUCCUCGCACUCCUUGCGCCUUUUGUACACGGUGCUGGCGGAGUUUGACCAGGAGCAGCCGGAGGUCACUGUGCUGGGCUACGUAGAUGACCAGCUCAUCUUUCGCUAUGACAGCAGCACCAGGCAGAUUCGGCCUCAAGUGGCCUGGAUGAGCAAGAUGAGAGCAGAGGACCCCCAGUAUUGGGACAAGGAGAUCCAGAGGAUUCAGAGCUGGAGUCUUGAGCUGAAGCAGAUGCUGAAUAUCUUCACCAGGCUCCCCAUCGAGAAGAAGGUUGCCCCUACCUUGCAGUAUAUGGAAGGCUGCAAGGUUCUCAGCAAUGGGAAUAACGAAGGCUACGCCGCGUCCGCUUAUGACGGGCGGAGGUUUCUCACCUUUGACCGGCAGGCCGUGAACUGGAGAGCCGCUGACUUCAUGGGCCACGUAUUGCGGUUGAUGUUUCUCAGGAACAGCAAUCAAACACAAAAAUUAAAGUCCUACCUGGAGGAGGAGUGCAUUGAGCAGCUCAGGAAAUUCUUAGAGAUUGGGAAAGAGGCCCUGCUGAGGAAAGAGUCCCCGGUAGUGAAGGCUACCCGUUGGGUAGGGAACGACAGCCUGCAAAUCCUUGUCUGCCAAGCCUACGGCUUCUACCCCAAGGAGAUUGACAUCACCUGGAGGAAGGAUGGUGAGGUUUGGGAACAGGACCACUUCCCCAAUGCUGUCGCUCCCAACUCGGAUGGGACAUACCACACCUGGCUCAGUGUUCAGAUUGACCCAAAAGACCGGGAUCGCUACCAGUGCCAUGUGGAACACGACAGUUUCCAAGACCCUCUGGAUGUGGCUUGGGAGGAUUCUGAGCGACAUCCCAGGAAUCACUCCACUUUUAGACAGAAGGAAUUGGGGAACAGGACUCAAGAGUGCAGUGCAGUGGCUUCCUCUUUCUGCACGGAAAGGACAGAGGAUGUGAUUUCAGCUGUGUUGAAUCUGAAAGACACCGUGGAAAAGGCUAUGAGAUGCUUUGAGAAGCGGCUGUCCGACCUGGAGAACACGGUGGAAAACCUCACAUGCCAAAGUAAAAAUGAAUAAAUUCUGCUGGGUUGAAGGACACAAAUCAAAUGAGGUCAAAGCAAUGGAAGCACCCGAGCAUCCCUUUUGUGAAGUUAGAGAAGAGGUGGAGAAAACAGUAGACUUUUAAAACAUUAAAAAAAACCCCAAAUGGUGGAAGGAAUAACCAAAAAUGUUUCUUGUUUAUGUCAUAAACUUGUAUGAGCCACACAUGAUAGCUUUACUUAGUUUGCUUUCUCAGAUAUAAAACAGGGGAAAAGCUUAUUCUCCCCUUUAGCUGUCUGCUGGUUAUUCAAGCGUGUUUUCCUUUUUAAUUAGCCACCGCAAAAAACUGAAGGAUUUUUUUUGUUCUUUAAUAAAGGGAAAUAAAGGAAGAAUAUGAUACAAAAACUGGGAUACUGUACUAAUAAACCUCCCUAUAUUUCCAACAUACA
Messenger RNA from Sceloporus undulatus (fence lizard), 1653 nucleotides. RefSeq names its product major histocompatibility complex class I-related gene protein-like. Bases 50 to 1240 code for a protein of 396 amino acids. Lineage: Eukaryota; Metazoa; Chordata; Lepidosauria; Squamata; Phrynosomatidae. Gene Ontology annotation, biological process: immune response. Gene Ontology annotation, cellular component: external side of plasma membrane. The transcript is spliced from 6 exons. The record is from RefSeq and is a predicted model, not a curated record.